This is a messenger RNA of Halichondria panicea, 3746 nucleotides long. RefSeq lists its product as uncharacterized. Lineage: Eukaryota; Metazoa; Porifera; Demospongiae; Suberitida; Halichondriidae. The record is from RefSeq and is a predicted model, not a curated record. The transcript is spliced from 4 exons. Bases 53 to 769 code for a protein of 238 amino acids.
CAAAAGAGGGGAGGGGCUGCUUAAAAAUAUACAAGGAGUUGCCAGUAGAAAGAUGGCUUCAAAAUCUCUGACAGCAUUGCCUUCAGUGGUCUCUAUUGUGGCAGAGAAGACAGUAGUUGCCUUGAGAUGUCAUACUAGAGGGUUUGAGAAGGUGCUAUGGCCAAUUUUGGCAAUUAUCCUCACGGCUGGGGCUCUUAUUUGCUUUGCAGUGGCAGCUGGAACUCCAAUGUGGGUUCAGAUCAAUUUGUCAGAACCGACAAGUACAACUGAUCCUGACAAAGGAUAUAUUGCCUUUGGCAUUUUCAGUGGCUCACAUGUCAUUGAACUGCGAGCAGAUACUUUUAUUGACAGGGAUGAAGAAAGUUACCUUGUUUUUGAGCGAUACACAAACAUCCUAAUAUCUCGACUCUACGCAACCUUCGCUUUCUCACUGAUCGCUAUGCUAUUCUGUUUGGCGCUUAUUGCUGUCACUUUUAUAAACAGCUAUCAAACUGUGACAACAUGGUGGAAGGGCCCUUCUAUGAUGUACAUCUUGAGUGUUUUAACAAGUUUGUCUGCAUUCACAGCAACUGCACUGUUUGCUGAUUUUUACCUCUGGGACAUGGACACCGCAAUUGUGUUUAUGGAUAGCUUCAUCAUUCCAGGGAAUGAAGCAGCUACAUUUUACCUAAUGAGUUACACCAGAGUACCAACUCUACACUAUUCAUCUGCACUACAGAUUGGAGGUAUAAUUAUGAUGGAUAUUAUGUUCUACCGUACACAUGUAUAAUUUUUCGCUGGUGCAAAUUUUCGCUACACGGAUGGUCUCAGAGCCACUACGUAGACUUCAUUGUAAAACAUCACGUGAAUCACUUCUGUUUCCAAUCCCUCUCUACUCUAUCUAUGAUGCCAGCUUUGCAUGUAAAAUACCGGUGCGUGGGACCAGUUUUUUCCCGCGCAUUAACCACUCUGUCAUUCAAAAACAUGAAAUUUUGCACCUCACAAACAUUUUCUGCUAUAAUAACUAGUGUUCAAGCUGGCGCUGUGCUAAUGCCUCUCGCCAUGUUUUUGCUUUCGCUUAAAAGUAUUAGAGUGUUAUAUUAGUAUUAAAGUUAGCUUAUCUAUAUAAAGUCACUGAGAAGAAAAGACUUAUUUACAUGCAUCUAUUGUUGUAUUAUGUGGCUUACCAGGAUCUCAAGAAAGAAGAAAAUUGAUUCUUCCAGGAUCUGUAGUUCAGUGUAUAUAAUAUCUAAGAAGAAAAGACCUGUGUACAUGCAUAUUGUUAUCUAUAUUGUUAUAUGGUAGUGUUUUGUGGCUUAUAUACCAGGCCCUCAAGACAAAGAUGAUUCUGCCAGGAGGAUCUUGGGAUAUUAUUUUCUCACACAUGGGGAAUGAGCGCGCAUGCGCAUUACAUCCACAGGAAUAAUUAAAGGGUGUGUCCAAAGAGAUCAAUUUCACAAAUGGCUACUGCUAGCUAGCUGUUUUAAAAGAUAUUUUCUGAGUAUUGUAGCUAACAAAAAGCUAGCGCUUUAGUGCAAGGCUAACUCAUAUGUUGAAUAGAAAGUUUGUGCGGACAGAUGAUGCUAUGAAAGAUUCUGAAGAGACUGCAACAGCCUUCAAUGUGAGUCAAACUAGCCAUAACUCGAGAAAGAAGCUUUAGUUUGCUAAUCCACGAAUCAAAAUCCAAGAGAACGUGGCUAGAAGCCUAUAGAAGCUGUUAGUUUUCGUUACAUUGCAACCGUUGAGCAGUUAUAGCUGGAAUACACACACACACAGACAGACAGACAGACAGACAGACAGACAGACAGACACACACACAGCCAGCUUUACCGUAUCCCUCGUGCGGCUACGCCUCGAGGCAUAAUUACAAAGAGUCUUGCAGCUGUCUUCUCACUCUAGCUGAAGCUAUACCAAUAGCUAGCAUUCUAGUGCAGAGCAUAUAACUAUACUAAGUGGACAAGUUUUGCUACCACUAGCUCUUUUGAAAAGGCUGCAAGUAAGCAAAUUAAUUACUCAAGAACAAAGCAGUAUUUUGCAAAUCAUAGAAAACAUGACUAGAAGCCUAUAGAAACUCUUUACACUUGCACUUCAUCGAUCUUUGAGCUGAGUGCAUGCAUGCACACAUGCAUGCAGAAAACACACACACAAACACACUGUAUCGUAUACCUCGCUUACGCAUGCGCACCGAGGCAUAAUUAGAACAACGAACAUUUCGCAGAAAAAAUGCAUCCGGAAUAAUUAUGCCUCAGUGUGCGCAAGUGAGGUAUACAGUACGUGUUUGGGUGUGUCUGUGUAGAGUACAUGUUACAGCUGCUCAAGGAUCAAUGUAAGAGUCUCUAUAGGCGGAAUUUAAUUCAUGGUUCUAGAGUUGUAUAAUAUUAUUAUAGCUAGGUUUGCUCAUAUCAAAACAUUUUGUCAAAUGAAUGUAAAAAAUAUGUAAAAGUUGUCAUCAAACAUUUAAUCUACAAGUAUACAAAUGCAGUAAAAAGUGAGACAAAAACACACAAUUUGUACUUCAAACACUAAAAAAGAAGGAAUUUUACCUAGAAAUAAUUUUAGUUUGCUCUCUAUUGUAUAAUCUAGCUAUUACUCUUUCCAAUGAUACCUCACAUGCAGUUUCUACAUGAGCUGCAUACAGUGUUUUUCAGGUUUGAAAUAUAACAGUGAUGACAGUUUUACCAUUGAAUUGCAGUGACUGGAAAGGGACUGUCCCAUACUUUACAUCAUAAAUUUUUGUGGGAAGGGUAUUUACCUUUAGUUCGGUGCUAGGCAGCACAAGUAAUUCCUAAGGAUUCAUAUGAAUGUGGGUUGCCUAGUUUCCUGUUAGUGUUAAGCAGCGUUAAUUUUGCAUAAGUGCAUGUAAGUAGAGCUAGCUAAAGUUUAUUGUGCCCAGGGGCGUAGGGAGGGGGAGGGCUUUGGGGGCUGGAGCCCCCCCUUUCUCUGCAAAAACUACACUAAGAGCCCCACCUUCUCUGAUGAGUCUUCAGCCUGGGAAUUACUGGUAUAGAUUAGUGGCAGACAAACAGCAUGUCCAAGAGCUAGCUAUACUAUACUAGUAACUUUGAUUCUUUAGUGCAACAGAACUAAGCUAGCUAGCUACGGCUAGCUAGCUAGCUUUAGCAGUAUUAUUAAUUGAAGCAAGGUGUGGCUAUUUCUUGCACAUGCGCAAUGAGUCAUUAAUUAGGGGGUGUGGCUCCUGGUCACCGGAAUUUUCGGCGCUCCGCGCCAAGUAGUUUCUGGCGCGAACAGCUCCCUCUUCCUCAAAUUCCUGCCUACGCCCCUGGUGCCAGCUAGACUACAGUAUACCAACUGAGGAUGACAGAUCAGCCCAAGUAACAGCCAAGGUAUACUACUGUAACAUAGAGCUGAUGUCAAGUUUCCAAGACAAGCAAGGCAAAGCAAAGACAGUGCCCAGGAACUGAAGAAAGCCCCUGAGAAACUCUCUCCUGGUGGGAUUUACCGACACUGACGAUCCAUCAAGAGAUAGUUAACAUACAUAUAUUGGAUAUGAUGAUGAGUAGAGUAAUUAUGAAUGGAGAGAAUAGCUGGUAGUCUAGACUUGAUGGACUGGAUGAAAGUCUGAACAGUGACACUGAUAACUGAUUACAGACUUAGUUUAUUCUCUUUUUCAUUGUAUUUUGAGUUAGGAACCAAGAUUAAAGUAUAAUCUGGUCUGCAGAAGAAAGGUACAGAUGCUAACUUGAAUCUAUGCUACCUUGUUUGCUAAUUACACUGCAGUACUUUUAUUAUUUAUUAUGAAGAGGAAA